AUGAGUUCAUCAAGCAGCGAUGAAAGUCAUAAUGCUGAUACUGAUUUUUCGAACAGCCAGAACGAGGGGUCUGACAAAGAAAGCAUUGACGAUGACGUUGAAAAUAUGAGCGAAGAGAGCAAAGAUGACGAAAAUAGUGAAGGAGAAUCUGAAAUGUCCGAUGCGGAUUCGGAAAAUCAAGAUCAAAACGACGGAACGAGUGGGUCUGAAAUGGACGAAAAAGAAGGUUCCGAUGAUUCUAUAUCUCAAGGUGACGGAACGACGGAAGAGAAGAGCGAAGAAGUUGAGAGUCAAAAACCGAAGAAAAAGAAAAAUACAAAAAAGGCGGAGCCCAAACCAGAAGAUGUAACAACUUUGACAGUCGAAAAUCUACCUCAAGCCAUGAGUGACAGUCGAUUCAAUUUCACGUUUUCACAUUUCAAGCCGAUCAGCUCUGUUUUGGCAAAAUCAGACAAAGGUGGGAGGUGUAUUGGUAUUGGGUACUUGGUCUUCCCGUGCAAAGAAGCAGCGCAAGCCUGCGAAGAGAUGAUGGAUGGGACUGAGAUUGAAGGGAAAAAGAUAAUGAUAUACACCGAAGAGGAAGAGGCCAUUAUGGCACACGAAGCGAAGAUGAUGGGCAAAAAGAAGUACGUUGAACAAAACCAAGAGGCGCUCGAGAGGUACAAACAAUUGAAGAACAGACUCCAAAAGCGCAGAAGAGCUGUGAAUGAAGAAUUACAGAAACUUGACAAGAUGUGUGAAACUAUGACAGACGACGAGAGGAAUAAGUUCUUGCUUGAACAGCUUGAGCAACGGAGAAUACAAAAAGAGAAUUCAUCGGUUGGGAUGUAUAAGAAAAAGGCGAUGGACAUAUUGAGAAAACGUCAAAAAAAGCGUGAGAAAAAAGAGAUGCAAAAGAAAGAACUUGAACGGGAGGAGAUCGAGAAACAAAAGAAAGCCAAACUCAACGAGGUCAAACAAAAGAGAGAGGAGAAAGCGGAAAUCAACGAGAAAGAAGCGCAAGUAUUACAAACAGGUGGGAGUAAAAAGGUAAAAAAGUGCUUUGUGUGUGGGAAAGAAGGCCACUAUGCUUCAAGAUGCCCACUUAAUACGAAAGAAAAAGUGAACAAAGCAAAGAUUAGAAGAAAAGAAGAGCAAGAAGAGAAACGUAAGCUUCAAGAGAAAGAACAACAACGGAAGGAGAAACGCAAGCAAUAUUUGAAAGGUGUUGUCGAGAAAUACAAAGCUCAACGGCAGGAAAGAAAAGAGCGAAGAGAGAAGAAACACGAGAAGUAUGGGCGGACAAAAAGAAAUUCUUUAGAUUGA
Entamoeba invadens IP1 is the source of this 1305-nucleotide messenger RNA. RefSeq names its product caldesmon, putative. The transcript has a single exon. Lineage: Eukaryota; Evosea; Mastigamoebida; Endamoebidae. Bases 1 to 1305 code for a protein of 434 amino acids. The record is from RefSeq and is a predicted model, not a curated record. Gene Ontology annotation, molecular function: RNA binding; zinc ion binding.